This is a messenger RNA of Lacerta agilis (Sand lizard), 2070 nucleotides long. RefSeq names its product vomeronasal type-2 receptor 26-like. The transcript has 4 exons. Lineage: Eukaryota; Metazoa; Chordata; Lepidosauria; Squamata; Lacertidae. The record is from RefSeq and is a predicted model, not a curated record. Gene Ontology annotation, cellular component: membrane. Gene Ontology annotation, biological process: G protein-coupled receptor signaling pathway. Gene Ontology annotation, molecular function: G protein-coupled receptor activity. Bases 1 to 2070 code for a protein of 689 amino acids.
AUGUUCCCAAAGGAGUCUCAUCAAUAUAUUGGGAUUCUGCAACUCCUGCUUCAUUUCAGAUGGAUAUGGAUUGGGGUGUUAUAUCUUGAAGAUGACACUGGAGAGAUAUUUGUACAAAAUGUUCUUCCCCUGUUUGCCGAGAGAGGUAUUUGCAUUGCUUUUAAAGAAACAUUUUCUAAACUAGCAUUUUCCAGUGAGUUUUAUGAAACACUUGAGGAAUAUUCAGAAGUACUGGAUGUUAUUAUGGAAAGCACUGCCAAUGUUGUGGUUGUGAAUGGUGAAAUUCAUACCAUGAUGGUAAUGAGGGCAAUGGCCAGCCUUCAAGGAACAGAUGAUAUACCAAUGCAAUCCAAGACAAAGGUCUGGGUUAUGACAGCCCAGAUGGAUUUCGCUUCGUGUUCAUUUCUGAAAGAAUUGGACCUACACGUCUUCCAUGGAGCUCUAGCCUUUGCAGUUCACUCAAAGGAGAUUCUUGGAUUCCAGAAAUUUCUUCAGAUGAGAAAUCCUAACUUGGAAGUUGAAGAUGGCUUUAUCAGAGACUUCUGGGAAGCAGCAUUUGAAUGUGUUUUCCCUCAUCCAUCGCUAGAGAAAGCACACAAGAAACGUUGCACUGGGGAAGAGAAGCUUGAGGAACUUCCUGUGUCUGUUUUUGAAAUGAGGACAAGUAGCCACAGCUAUGCUGUCUACAAUGCUCUAUAUGCUCUUGCACAUGCUCUGAAUGCUAUGCAUCACCACACAAUAAAAUACAGAGCAAUGGUGGAAGAAGAGAAAGGGGAUUUCCUAAAUCUACACUCCUGGCAGCUCCACAACAUUCUGAGAAGAGUCUCUUUUAACAAUAGUGUUGGGGGGAAAGUUUCUCUUGACCAAAAUGGGGAAUUAAUUACUGGAUUUGAUAUAAUCAAUUGGGUUGUGUUGCCAAAUGAGUCUUUUAUUAGAGUCAAAGUUGGAGCAAUGGACACACAGGUUGCCCCUGAAGAAGGCUUCAGCUUGGAUUAUGAUGCCAUUGUGUGGCCCAACAGGUUCAACCAGUCACGACCUGCUUCUCUGUGCAAUCAGAACUGCCACUUUGGUUAUAGUCGUGCCAAAAAGGAAGGGAAGCCAUCUUGCUGCUAUGAUUGUCUCCCAUGUUCAGAAGGAAAGAUUUCCAACAAGGAAGACAUGGAUGACUGUUUUCAAUGUCCACAAGAUCAUUAUCCGAACAACGCCCAGGAUGGAUGCCUUCCCAAGAAAAUAACCUUCUUGUCUUAUGAAGAACCCAUGGGGAUCAGUUUGGCCAUUUUUGCCCUCUCCUUUUCUAUCACCACUGCUUGGGUGCUUUGGAUCUUUGUCAAGCACCAGGACACUGCCAUAGUCAAAGCCAACAACCGGAGCCUCACCUACACUCUCCUCAUCUCCCUCCUGCUCUCCUUCCUUUGUGCUUUGCUAUUCAUUGGCCAGCCUGAGAAGGUGACAUGCCUCAUUCGACAAAUUGCCUUCGGCAUGAUCUUCUCAUUGGUAGUUUCUUGCAUAUUGGCCAAAACCACCCUUGUGACUCUCGCUUUCAUGGCCACAAGACCAGGGUCUAAAUAUAGAACAUGGGUUGGGGGGAAAUUGUCCAAUUCCAUUAUCCUUUCCUGCACCCUUACUCAAUCUGCAAUUUGUUGUGUGUGGUUGGCAACCUCUCCCCCAUUCCCAGAUCUUGACAUGCAUUCAGUGACUACAGAAAUUUUACUGGAAUGUAAUGAAGGAUCAACUGUCAUGUUUUACUGUGUCCUGGGUUUCACGAGUUUACUGGCCUUUGCCAGUUUCGUUGUGGCUUUCCUAGCCAGGAAGCUCCCUGACAGUUUCAAUGAAGCCAAAUUCAUCACCUUCAGCAUGUUGGUCUUUUGCAGUGUGUGGCUCUCCUUUGUUCUAACCUACUUGAGCACCAAGGGGAAAUACAUGGUGGCUGUGGAGGUCUUCUCCAUCUUGGCGUCUGGUGCUGGCUUACUGGGCUGCAUCUUUUCCCCUAAAUGCUAUGUUAUUUUACUGAGGCCUGAGUUGAACAAAAGGCAGGUGUUAAUAAGAAGAGAAAAUCCAAGAAUCAACUAG